Molecule: messenger RNA, 3561 nt
Organism: Bacillus rossius redtenbacheri
Lineage: Eukaryota; Metazoa; Arthropoda; Insecta; Phasmatodea; Bacillidae
Product: transmembrane protein 145
Exons: 6
Coding region: 243-1736 (497 amino acids)
Biological process (GO): G protein-coupled receptor signaling pathway; response to pheromone
Source: RefSeq, a predicted model, not a curated record
CUUCAAGUAAAACAUACCAAUUAUGUUUACUUUUGGCUUUUAUUAUGAAAAUAUUUGUUUGUGUUUAUUGACUUAAGAAAGUUCGCAGACCUGCUGUGAUUUAACGAAAAUGAUUUUGACAUUAAUUGUUUUUCUACCGAAAUUAAUCCGUGAAUUGUAUUAUUAAUAUCUUUCUUUAAUUUUUCAAGCGUGCUAUAAGGAACAUUAAUUCUCAAGAGAAUUACAAGAUAGUAAUAUGCUAAAUGAUGCUGUUUCGGUAUAAUUUAACUGCCAUCGAACAAUUCGUUUUUAUAGUUACAUGUGUAUUCGUGAGUACUAGGACUGUAAGUUGCACUCACAUAACUGGAUCGUGGAACACCAAAGAUUUUUUUAAAUUUCUGGUUAAAUUUGGCAUUCAGAAAACAAGCCCUCAUAACCCAAAGGAAUCUUUCGGAUACAUUUUUGGUAACAUUACAUCAAAUGUGAAUGUUAGUCAGUUCAUUACAUUUGCCGUGUUGGAUAGGGAGUAUUUUCUAGAGUAUUAUGGCAACCGAUCCCUACAUGAUAAAGAAUUAGCCUGUGAGAAAAUGUUCAAUAAGAUAAGCACAAUAGCAUUCGAUUAUGACUGUUUCAAUCAAGGAGAGGAUUUUCUUAGGAAGGUUCCUUGUCCUAAAGAUGAGUUAUGUCCUGAAGAGAACCCUCCCUGGAAUGUGAUAAAAGGACAUCAGUUUACGUUUGCAAUAGAGGAUCUUAAGCAGCCAAGGUUCUGGUAUGUCAGCCUAGUGGCCUGCUACCGCAACCAAGAGACCUGCCGCUGGCACCAUUUCCAGGACGAGAUUGAGCUGUCAUACGACAUCUGGCUGGUGAACGGCAACCCCAACCAGAGCACCCACAAUCCACUCGGCUACCAGUUUUCCUUCGACAGACAGGACACCCUAGAGCUGUACCUGGUGUUCUUCGUUUGCUACGUGGUGCUGCUGCCCCUUCAGCUGUACGCCGUCACACGCCAGCAACACCCUGUCACGCGCCUCUUCACCGCCAGCCUCUUGCUCGAGUUUCUGGCCCUUUCCUUCAUCCUCAUCCACGUGGUGACUUUCGCGCUGGAUGGGGUGGGCCUGUACCAAAUGGAGGUGGCAGGUGACAUCUUCGACAUUCUGUCUAGGACGACCUUCAUGCUGCUACUGCUGCUCCUGGCGAAGGGCUGGGCCGUCACGCGGCUAGAGCUGACCUACAAGCCCCUCGUCUUCCUCACCUGGAUCCUGUACGGGGUCGUGCAAGUGCUGCUGUACGUCUGGAACAUGACGGAAGUGGACAUCAUUGACGACAUUGACGAGUACCAGACGUGGCCGGGCUGGCUGGUGAUGGUUUUUCGCACCCUCAUCAUGGUGUGGUUCCUGUUUGAACUGCGCAACACCAUGCUGUACGAGCACAACUCCCAGAAACUGAACUUCUUCCUGCACUUCGGGGCGUCAGCGCUGGUGUGGUUCAUCUACCUGCCUGUCGUGGCCCUCAUCGCCCUGCAGGUCUCCACCCUCUGGAGGUUCAAGCUGCUCCUGGGAAUCACGUACUCGGCCGACUGCCUAGCGUACUGCAUCAUGACACAUCUGCUGUGGCCAGCACGCAGCGAACAGUACUUCCUGCUGGCCGAGGACGCGGACCUCGGCGACGAGCUGGACGAGUUCAACGAGGCCCCACACAUCAUCAACAACUACACCCGCCUGGCCGAGCCGCCCGACCUCACCAAGGUCAUCACGUGAGUGACCACCGCGUGCUGGAACAAGCCCCUGCCUUGGCCCAGCGAGCCAUUCUCCCUGUCCCUCUCUUAUUGUGUUUGCUAGCUGCAGCUGUAUUGCUCGUUUCGUCAAUGUGAUAAAGUAUAUUUUUGUAUUUUUUUGCAAAAAGAUUUUGUACCCUUUAACCAUGCGAUGUCUAGCUAUGAACUGCUGAUAGAAUUGUUUAAAUGGUUAUUUGUUGUCAUCAAGUAAAUUAAAACUGACAAAUUUAAUUUUCCUUUUCUUUUUUUGAUAUUUUAGCUGUUAUUUCCACCAUUUUAAUAAUUUCAUUACAUAUCUUACAAGGGUCGCACUGACACAUGGUGCGGUUGUAAUGGAACUUUGCACAGUGUUUUUGUUGGUUGGAGCUAGUAUGCCACCGAACCAUUUGCAGAUGUACCAACUGUCCUUAAAUAUCACUAACUCCUCCUCGUCCGUGUACUGCAGGUGUUUAAAAGUGCGACAGUUCCUACACCAGUUUCCCUUACCCUGCCUGUCCAUUACAACCAGCCUCGAAACAUUUGAAAAAUUUGGGUGCAGGUGAUUUUUGUUAUCCGUACUGUUUACACGGUUCUAGGCGCAUACAUGUCUGACCUUGAGACCGGCACAUGUCUUGCACAUUUCGCACAGCACGUGUUAUUAAAGUAAAGAAAAGUUCCAACUUGUUUAUGUUCAGCUCAUUGUUAGGUUCCUAAAGUUUUGACAUUUUAAUGGUAUGUGAAACAGAACCUUUUGCACUUGCAGCUUGGAGCAUGUGCUCCUUGCAGCUGGAUUCCUGGGAGGGUCAUGUGCACAUGGUGUUCCAUUACUGAGUCCUGUUGCUCAUGCUUGCUUGUUGUUCGUCUGGCCUCCUCGUUCCGUGGCACACUGCACAUCACACACACACACACACAGAUUCCUGUGUCUUGCCCUGUGCUCUUUGAUGAAUUAUAAUCUCGUGGAGGUUGUACGUUAUUAUUAUGCCCCAUGUUCAGGGGGUCAUGUCAUGUUAGGAGGGAAGGUCGUUGUAGAUAUUACUAAUUAAUAACAUCUUCUGUCAAUUACCUAGGACCACAGUUCUCAAAUGCUAGGGUUUUCGGGAAAAUUAUGUUUAAUUUUCACUAAGAUUUGCAGUUUAGCAGUAUAAUCCAUUUUUAUAACAUGGCAACACCAUUAUCUCCUUGUGUAUGGUCUAUGGAGUCUAUGGCAUAAACUCUAUGCUUCAUUUGCCACUCGUUGCCCAUUUGUGUAGUUAAGCAUCAUGUGUUUCAAGUGGUACUGGAUUUUUGUCAUCACAAAAAAAUUCAGUUAAUUUUAUGUUAAAUUUAUAUUCUUUUCUGUUAAAAAGUUUGAUUAUUAAGUAACUUUAAUGUACUAAUGUUUAAUGUAUGGCAUGAGAUUGCAUAUCUGCUUAUAUUUUCAUCACAGUUACAUAAAAACAAAAAUGUUUACAUGAGAAGUUAGUUUAAAAGUUACGAGGUAGAAAAAUUUUGCUAGCAUCACAUGUACUAACUCAGCAAAUGUAAUCAAAAUCGGCCAUUUAACCAUGUAGCGUUUUUGGAGGGGCCUGCAAUGGAAUGAAAACUUUUAUUUAUUUGAGUCCCUACUUUUGUUGCAGAAUUGUGGACAAUUGGCUAAAAACAGGGUCUUUAAAAUAAAAGGUGAACUCAAUAAAGUUUCUGAAGUGACUGAUUUAAUGACAACAAUCAUCAUCAGAGGAGGCGAAACAUCCCAGCAAACACUUGUGAGCCUAAGCCAUCCAAGUUGGUCUGCCUCAGGUGACGAAAAGGGAACUCACUGCCAAAACGAAAUCAGAGGAAAAAUAAGAAAA